ACCCGCGUCUGCGGAAGGCCCUCUCGCUAGGUCUUUCCCGGUAUCCUAGCAACAGCCUUAAACAGGAAAGAUGGCGACAAAGCAGGAAAAAUACGCUGCCGACUAUUUGAGGAAACACAAAAUAGCGGAACUCGUGGAGAAUCUGUUCUCCAUGCUUCUCUUCUACAGACCCGAUAAUCCCAGGGAGUUUCUCAUUGAGCAGCUGAAGCUGCUAAAGCUUUCUCAGAUCAACAAUGUGAUGGGACCUCAUCUGUUGAAAAGCUCAAACCUGGAUGCAGUCUUUGGAAUCCUGGAUCCAGCCAAACAGAAGCACAUCACGUUUGCACAGUACAGGCAGGCUAUGAAGACACUUGGCAUCAAGGACAUCGAUGAAUGUCCUGAAGGUGUUAACGAAGAUAGAAUAUCCUAUGAGACGUUCAAGGCAGAAGCGGAAAGGGGACUGCAGAGAUACUCAGCAGCAUACUACUCCGAGCAUUAAUGUUAUUCUCAACACUUGUUGCUGCUAUUUACAUGGUAAAAAUCUUCAAUAUCCAUUCUAUUAUCUUCCAUAACAAAGUUAUGAAAAUCUUUUCAUUAAGUUCUGACCACCAUAAAUCCUAUAUUUUUAUGUUUGAUUUUUUUGGUUUAAUGUUUAUAUAUUAAAUAUAAAUAGUAUCUUUGUACCUUAUUUGAAUAAAUGUUUGCUGGCCUGUUGACAGUUUUUAUCAAUCCUCCAAUUUUUUGUUUUUUGGCUUUCCUAUUUUCAAGGGCUUUGUCUUAUACUGUAAACUAUUUUUUUACUUACAGCAUGUAACUUUCUUAACAGAACCACAUAACUAAAAGCCAAUAUAUUGCUAACAGGACUUUUUAAAAAAAUUUUUAUACCAUUAACUUUUGCCCAAAGGAAAUUCACAAAGGAAAACACUUUUUGUUUUAAAAAAUGUACAAAUACAUAUAUUUAUUGCAAGA
Molecule: messenger RNA, 948 nt
Organism: Oryzias latipes (Japanese medaka)
Lineage: Eukaryota; Metazoa; Chordata; Actinopteri; Beloniformes; Adrianichthyidae
Gene: efcab10
Product: EF-hand calcium binding domain 10
Molecular function (GO): calcium ion binding
Source: RefSeq, a predicted model, not a curated record